GCUCAAUUCUUCGAACUGCGCGAGGAGGCUACACAGAAUGGGCUGCAAGUCACCAACGAAGAAAUAUGGUACUCGAUAGUUGAGGGCCAUAACGCGAAGAACCGCGUUCCUGGAGUUGGUGACUACGAGCGGGAAAUGAGGAAGAUGAAUCCGUCCUCCAAACCUCGCCGUUCCAGCACGAGUAGUAGAAGCACAGCGGAGAUAUCAGCACUCAAAGAGCAAAACCAAAGGUUGCAGGAACAAAUUGAUAGUCUAACCUCGAACUUGUCACUGACGAUUCAAGAGGACCUAAGGAAGCUAUAUGGUGGUAACCUUCCUCGACGAGGUGAUGAUGAUGGAACAGGAGGGGCAGGGCAGCCCGGGAUUUGUUGAGACAUUUACGACCUUAGCUUCCUCCAUUUUAAACACUUGACACUAACAUUUUAAUAUUUGUUGUUAGAACAUAUUGAAUUAUGCUACAUUCGCAUUUGAAGUUUGCAUUAAUCUA
This is a messenger RNA of Cuscuta campestris, 487 nucleotides long. The record is from the annotation of a GenBank genome assembly. Lineage: Eukaryota; Viridiplantae; Streptophyta; Magnoliopsida; Solanales; Convolvulaceae.